AUGGAUUCCAUGCCAAUAAAAGGUAUUCCUCUGAGAGGUCUUAGCCAACACGAGGCUUUCAACGACGUUUUCACCGAAGCUUUCAAGCUGAUUGGCCUGGAAAAUGGAAAGCAUGUUGAGCACGACAAUGAUCCUGCAACCGUACACCAUGAGGAGCACGUCAAUGCUCCUGCAACCAUACACCAUGAGGAGCACUUGCCCAACGGUAUCUCAGAGACCGAGGCUGCUCUGCAGGAAGAGCAGUUUAUUGGCACCAUCGACCAAGGCACAACUUCUUCACGAUUCAUAAUCUUUGAUGCCUAUGGAACACCCGUUGCUAGUCACCAAAUUGAGUUUGAGAAUAUCUAUCCCGACUCUGGGUGGCAUGAACACGAUCCUGCCGAAUUACUCUCCUCUGUGGAACAAUGCAUCGAGCAUGCGACUAGGCAGUUCAUAGACAAAGGUUACAACAAGGUGCAGAUCAAGGCCAUCGGUAUCACAACGCAGCGAGAAACGACAGUCUGCUGGGAUAUAAAUACGGGCGAGCCACUUUACAACGCAGUUGUCUGGCCAGAUACUCGCACUAAUGCGAUUGUUCGAGAGCUCAAGCAGAAGCCUGGUGCUGACGAGUUACAAGAUAUUUGUGGGCUGCCACUGUCAACCUAUCCAUCUAGCGUUAAGUUCUACUGGCUCUACAGGAAUGUUGAAGCUAUUAAGAACGCCUACGAUGAGAGCAGAAUUGCCUUUGGGACGAUUGAUACCUGGUUGAUUUACAAGCUGAACGGUGGAAAAGCAGCCAAUGUGCACGUUACAGACACUACGAACGCUUCUCGUACUAUGUUUAUGAAUCUCCACACCUGUCAGUACGACGACAAGCUGUUAAGCUUCUUCGGAAUCGACAAGAACAAAUUGAAGCUUCCAAAAAUCGUUCCUUCCUCACAUAUAGACGCUUUUGGAGCUCUUGCGUACGGUCUUUUGAAAGGCCACAAGAUUACAGGUUGUCUCGGGGAUCAGUCAGCAGCUUUGGUUGGUCAAUGCGGAUUUAAGCCAGGACAUGCCAAAAACACAUACGGAACCGGAUGUUUCAUGUUGUACAAUGUUGGACAUAAACCCGUCAUCUCCCAAUACGGCCUUCUGGCAACCGUUGCAUACGAUUUUGGGGCUAAUGGGAAACCAACCUAUGCUCUGGAAGGUAGUGUCGCAGUUGCUGGAUCUGGUGUUAAGUUCUUGAUGAACAACAUGGGUUUCAUCAAGCAUUCGAGUAAAAUUACUGAAUUGGCGGAGACCGUCCCGGACAAUGGUGGUGUAGUUUUUGUCACUGCGUUUAGCGGCUUGUUUGCUCCUUAUUGGAUUGAUGAUGCCAAGGGAACACUAUUUGGAAUUACUGCCCAUACACAGCGUGGCCAUAUCGCCCGCGCCACUCUUGAAGCCACCUGUUAUCAAACCAAAGCCAUCUUGGACGCCAUGGAGAAGGAUUCGGGACACAAGCUAGAAGGUCUCGCAGUAGAUGGAGGAAUGUCCAACUCUGAUCUAUGCAUGCAAACGCAAGCAGAUAUCAUUGGCAUCCCUGUCAACAGGCCAGUCAUGCGAGAAAGCACAGCCCUCGGAGCAGCCAUCGCGGCAGGGUUCGCUGUGGGUAUCUGGCAAGAAUUUGAUGAACUGAUGGAAAUGAACAAGGAAGAUAGGACCAUCUUCGAGUCAAAGAUUGAUAAGAAGAAGAGUGAGCGUAUGUUUAAGAAAUGGACACAGGCUGUGGAAAUGUGCAAGGGGUGGGUGCUUGAUUCCGAUGAGUAG
This is a messenger RNA of Lachnellula hyalina, 1773 nucleotides long. RefSeq names its product Glycerol kinase (gene glpK1). The transcript is spliced from 3 exons. Gene Ontology annotation, molecular function: glycerol kinase activity. The coding region runs from base 1 to 1773 and encodes 590 amino acids. NCBI's taxonomy places the organism in Eukaryota, Fungi, Ascomycota, Leotiomycetes, Helotiales, Lachnaceae. Gene Ontology annotation, biological process: glycerol metabolic process; glycerol-3-phosphate biosynthetic process; triglyceride metabolic process. Gene Ontology annotation, cellular component: mitochondrion. The record is from RefSeq and is a predicted model, not a curated record.